Monodelphis domestica (gray short-tailed opossum) is the source of this 9221-nucleotide messenger RNA. NCBI's taxonomy places the organism in Eukaryota, Metazoa, Chordata, Mammalia, Didelphimorphia, Didelphidae. The record is from RefSeq and is a predicted model, not a curated record.
UCCAUGUCAACACAAGAAACAAAGAUAAUAGUUUGUAUUUAUAUAGCAUCUACUAUAUUCCAGGUACUGUACUAAAAGAUUUACAGAUAUUUCAUUUUAUCCUCACAACAACCCAGGGAGGCAAGUGGGAUGGAAUAGGUUUUUAAAUAAAUAACACAAUAACCUUUUAAGAUAGAUGCCAUUAGUUUCAUUUUAAAGGUGAAAAAAUGGAGGUAAACAAUUAGGUGAUUUUCCCAGGAUCACACAGUAAGUGUCUGAGAUUGGACAUGAAUUUAGGCCUUCCUGACUCCAGGUCUUGCUCUCUAUCCUCUGCAAUACUUGUAAUGGCUUAAUCUUUGUAUAGCAAGCUGGUGCCAUAUAACUCAUGAAAAGGAUACAUGCUUUUAGAUUGCCUCAAAGUAGGGACAGAUAUGAUUCACAGAAGAACAACAAUAAUAGCUCACGUAUGAUGCUUUUAAGAUUCGCUAAGCAUUUUACAUGUAUUAUCUCAAUAACUUGCCAGAAAUGAACAGAGGUAAAAAAAGGUAGUUCCAGGGUGGGAAUGCAGUUUGUUACCACAGACCUGAAAGAAGCUAAAUGGGGAAUAUAGCAGACAUACCUGGGAUUUUGACAUCAUUAACCCUUCACUUUAAUUAAUUGAAGCAAAGAGGCAAAGGAGAGAAAUACAACAGAACUGAGCAUAGAGAAUUAAAAGGACAAACAGAAUGGUAUAGAAAAUAAUUGAGUAGAAUAGGACACAACUGAGUAAGCACUGUGAGUAGAAAAGCACAUAAAAUUAACAUAAAUGUAGAAGAGUAGCAAAGUAGAAUGGGGAGGAGGAGGAUAGUUUUGGGAAAUAAGUAGACAUUAGCUAAAUUCUUCAUAUGAAAUCUUCAAUUAUAUUUUAAUGUCUUGACAGGUAGUGGACUAUGAGACAAUUCAACACCAGUUCUCAAGACUUCAUUUUGUUGGGAUUCUCAGAUUGGCCCCAUUUGGAACAUCUCCUCUUUGUGGUCAUCUUGAUCUUUUAUCUCUUAACUUUGGUUGGUAACACAGCCAUCAUUGUUGUGUCCAAUUUGUUUCCUCAGCUCCAUACACCCAUGUAUUUUUUUCUCUGUCAUCUCUCUUUCUUAGACCUGUGUUAUACAACUAGCAUUGUCCCUCAGCUUCUGGUUAAUCUGCAUGGAUUUGACCGGACCAUCACUAAAGGAGGUUGUGUGGCUCAACUCUUUAUUAGUCUUGCCCUAGGUUCUACCGAAUCUGUUCUUCUGGUGGUGAUGGCUUUUGACCGGUAUGCUGCUGUGUGCCGGCCCCUCCACUACACUACUAUCAUGCAACCCUGGCUCUGUCUCCUGCUGGCUUCCAUCUCUUGGUUUGGAGGUUUUGUCAACUCAGUGGCCCAGACAGGACUUAUGAUGGCUAUGCCUCUCUGUGGCCUACGCUAUCUGGACCAUUUUUUCUGUGAGAUGCCUGUAUUCUUAAAGCUGGCAUGUAAGGAUACUAAAGACACAGAAGCCAAGAUGUUUGUUGCCCGGGUCAUUAUCUUGGUGCUCCCUGCCUCACUCCUCUUGGUCUCCUAUGUGUACAUAAUCCAAGCAGUACUGAAUAUUAAGUCAGCAGAAGGGCAGAGAAAGGCAUUUGAGACAUGUGGGUCUCAUCUAAUGGUGGUCUUUCUUUUCUAUGGAUCUGCUAUCUAUACUUAUCUUCAGCCCACUCACAGCUACUCCACAAGUCAUGGCAAAUUUGCUGCUCUCUUUUAUACUAUUAUAACUCCAAUGCUCAACCCUCUUAUUUAUACCUUGAGAAACAAGGAUAUGAAAGCAGCUUUGAGGAAGGUGAUAAAAAGAAAAAGAGCCUUGGGGUAGAGAAGACAAUGAAGAACUUCUGAUAUGAUAAGUAAUAGAAAUCUCAAAGGCAGACAAAACUGAGUCUAGAAGAUCAUUGGAAUAAUAUUACAUAUAGAAUAAUUUAAGAACUUAGCCUGGGUUUCAAGGUCCUCUUGUUCCAAUCUACUUUUUCAGCCUCAUCUUAUUUUGCUUCUCUUUAAUGUGCUUUGUGCUCUGGUAAAAUGUAAAUUCUAGAUGUUCCCCAAUCUUGUUUUGCCCUCUCCAGCUUCUGUGGAUUUCUAUAGAAGGACAUAACUAUGCUCCAUGCCUGGAAUUUCUUCCUUCCCUUACUCUUAUUGUUUAAAUCUUUCUUUUCCUUCAAGGCCUAGUUUAGUCAAUUGUCACUUCUUUCAUGAAGCCCUCCUUCAUACUUUCUCUGCUCUUUCUUUCUUUGCCACCUUCUUAUGUUAUUAUGUUGAUCUGCUUGGAAUAUGGAGGAUAGUCCAGGAAAGUAGGUAAAAAUUAGAUGAGAAAAAGUAAGUUUGCAAAAAUAAACAAACAAAAGACAGAUGCUAUUUAUUUUUAAGUAUUCAGGUGAAAUACAGACAGCUCAGUGCAGCCUAUUAAGAGAAAAAACUUGUCUAAAACCAAAAGAAUUUGGAGUCUAGAAAUAUAGGAAUAGGCUUUUUGGUAUAAAAGAAAUUGUUAUUAAGUAUGUAAGUAAGUAAAUGAAUGGGUAGUCAAAGAAGGCCAAUGGGAUGAUGAGAUAGGAAGAGAGAAGAAGAAAGAAAUAAAGGGAUGAUGAACACUAUUUAAGAGUGAAGAAAAAGGUAAAAAAUAACAGCAUGAAGUAAAGAGAAUACAAAUGGAAAGAGAGGUAAAUACAUGACAAAGACAGUUAAGGCAGCAAAGAGAAUUAGUAACCUCAGAAAGAAUAGUAAUGAGAAAGAGUGAUUAGGCAAAAUAAAAGGAAGAAAGGGAGGAAAGAAUUGCCAAGAAGACUUGAAAUGAGAUCUUUGAAAUGAAUCUCCUGGUUGUUUUAUUUUUAUGAAUUGUGUAAGGCUGAGAAUCCAGGGAUGGGAAAAACAAUGAUCAUGUAGAGUCAAUCUAUUUAAAUGAAUUAUAUUUAUAAUAUACUUACUUUAUUCAGAGGAGUAUUAAGGACUAGUAUGAUUGUGUAAAGUAAAGUAAAAGUAUGACAGAAGAAAAGUAAACAGAAAAAGAGAAGGAAGGAGACGAAGGGAAAGUGGUAGAUAAGAGCAUCAAUGACCAUAACCACUGUCCCAAAACCCAUUGCUAUGGGACUCUUUCCUUACUGCUGGAAAUAAAUGUCAUGCUCUACAUGAAGGAUAGGGCAGAAUUGGUGAGAGUGGAAGAGCUCCAGCCUCCUUCAGUCACUUUCAGGACUCUUCAGAUUGCAAGUCUUCUUCAGUAUUCAAGUAUAAGUUGCUUAGAUCCUUUGGACUUUCAUUUUUGAGAGAGAAGAUGAAGGGGACAACCCUACUUCAGGUUGCUGUAGAAAAAUAUGAGAGGAGCUGGCAGUUUCCAUGAUGUUUCUAUUCCCAGCUACCUAUAGUAGAGAUUUUGAGGAAUUUUUCCUUGGGUGAGAUGUGGGACCCUCUCUCUUGGCUAGGCUAGCUCAUGCCCAAAGGGAGAACUCCUUUACUCUGUAUUGUCUAGUAUAUAUUCUCCUAUAUAUCUCCAGAAAACUAUAAUAUCUUGCAAAAAUAAAUGAACAGAAAUUAUAUUCCUUUGUUUGGAACUCCAAUCUGUAAAGAGGAUCCCAUAUGUAAUGAGACCCACCUUUGUUAGGAGUUAGACAAUAGGUAGUGAAGCUUGAAGAGAGGUAGAAUAGACAUAUCUAGCCUCUUCUCCCAAUCCUUUAUCUUCAAGAGAUACUUUGACUCCUAUCAGGAAGGGAUGCAGGAAGUUGGGACUGGAGGCUAUUCUGAUAUCCUCAAAGAGCGGAUAUAUCAUAUGAGAAUUAUAUCGAUCUGUUCUAUUAAAUACCAUUAGUCUAAGGCAUAUAAUUAAGUCCAAUCUACCUUCUGACUAUUUAAUAAAUCUUACUGGGGACAAGGAGGGCUUCAAGUUUUAUAUCAAAGGUUUGUGGAUAUAGUGAAUAGCAAAGAAAAAAACAUUUAUACAGAUUGGUAGCAAAACAAACAAAAAAGGUGCAUGUAGGGGAAUAUAUAUCAUACAAUACAGAAUAAAGGCCUUGUCCCAUUGGGAGCAAGAUAAUUCAGCUCAACCAAGAGAGAAAGGAAGAAUUUUUGGUUUCUCUUAAGAUCACUUGAAGUCUCUACUGUAGCUAGCUGGGAAUAGAGAGAUGUUAGAGACUGCCAGAUCCUCUCAUGUUUCCCAAGAGUCCUUUUUUUUUCCAGUUAACAAAAGUGGAUUUGGCCCCAUUUCAUUUUCUCUCUCAGAGCUGUAAGCCAGAAGCAUGUAAAGCAACUUACACUUGAAGAAUCCUGAAGAAGACUUGAAACCUGAAGAGCCCUGAAGGGGACUGAAGAAAAAUGGAGCUCUCCCACUCUCACCAACUCUGUACCUCUCCUCACAUGGGGGCAGGGCAUUCAUUUCCACCAAUUUGGAAAGGGUUCCAUAUCAAUGGACUUUGAGGCAGGGGUUAUGUUCAGUUACAAUUAAGAAAGAAAAAGUUGAGAAGGUAUUGAAGAAAGUAGUAAAAGUGUAAUAGUUAGACGAUAAGAAAGAAGGUUAGAAAAAAAGUUAGGAGAAAGACAAAAAUAAAUAAUUUUUAAAAAUUAAAGAAAGAAAAAUGAAAAUUGAGAAAUGAAAAAGGAGAAAAGUUACUAAAAGUUGAAUAGAAGUAAAAAGAAAAAAGCUAAUAGAAAAGAUAAAAGACCAAAUAGUGGGGAAAGAGGGGAAGAUAAAACCCAAGAAAUUGAGUGAAAUAUAAUGUUUGACAAUGACAGAAUGGAGGAAAAAUAAAGAAAUAAGUAGAGAUAUGAGGAAAGAUGCCUCUCAAUUGUUUGAGAAAAGGCUAUAUUCAUCGUCACAAUAAAACCUAGAUUUAGGAACUACUGUGAGGAAGUAACAAAGCUUUAAUUUUAAAUAUUAUAAAAUAAAAAAAAGUUUGAAUAUGCCCAUUUCUCCAUUGUUAAGUUCUUCCUAGACCCUCUAUUUUGGGGAAUGUCAACAGCCCAGCUAUCCUUCAUCCUUGGGAUUUAGACAUCUAUCCUCUGCUUGUCAGCUCCUCUUUCAUUUAUUUUUCCUCUUUAGAAGGGUUGCAGAUAGUAUCUUUCUUUUUGCUUAAAUUUACAUCCUCAGCCUGCAGCAGAGUGAUUGGUACAUAGGGUUUAAUAAAGGCUUUUAAAACUAACAUUUCAACUGUUUCUAUGAGUGGGGGAAAAUCUUUAAAAGUUUCCAUUAGAAACAAUGUAUUUGACUUAAAAUUAAAAACUUAAAAAAAAACUUGUUAAAAGUUCCCUAGCAUGUGCUUAAAACAUAAGCAGUUAGAUUCCCAAAAUUAGGAAUAAAUGGACACUAACAACCCCAGAAAACAGUUGAGGCAAAGUAGACACAAGGUAUCUUGUAUUUUCAGUUUAUGCCUAAUUUUCCUUUAUUGAGGAAUUGAGAUGGUGUGACAUUUCUACAACCUCCAUUAGAUAAUGUAAACUAUGUAAUUAUUUUAGAAAUGGAUUUUGACUUCUUAGAAACAAGUUAAUAACCAAAAGGAAUUACACCAAGAGUGAAGAAACUUGGAUUCUAGUUCUUUCUGUGGCAGAUUACCUUUCAGGGUCCCAUUUUCCUCAAAUGGUAAAAAACAAAAAACAGACAAAAAGCAAAAAACAAAGAAACCAAAGAAUAACUUUGAGGGGGUCACUUAAACCUUUUGAAGAUAUGUUUUUUUCAGACUUCAUUCAUGUUUCUUGAGAAAGUAAUGUGGUCUGUUGCCAAAAGUAAGAUCACCAUCUAGUGGUACUUUCUGCAAACUGCACACACAAGUUUUUGGAGCCAGAAACUUCUGAGAAAAAAGUUAUGCUUAAAUAAAUAAACUCAGAAACAUACAGCCUUAAAAGUAGCAAGAGAUGUUAGAGAUUUUCUCAUACAUCAUAGAUCUGUUUGGGAAAUACAAAACUAAUCCUUGCACAUAAGGAUGUUAAAAAAGAAUUCAUCUCCCUUUGUUUUUUUAAAUUUUAUAUGGGACUUGGAGGUCCUUUACCAUUGAGAUGUGCAGGGAUAGGCCAGCCCACAGUGAAACGAAGUAGAAACCAACCAGAUAGGAAAUUGAUCCCACUGACAAUACCCUACCUUCUACCUCACUCCACCCCCCCUUCCAAAUUAAGGAAUUUUGAUUGGUUCCUGAGAUGUGACAUGGGAGAACUAGUGGGCGGAGAAGAAAAGGGCUUAUAAAGGUAUGACCAGAGGUCUGAAGAGGCUUUUUGGGGUUGGGGAAUUCCCAUUUGGAUUCUGGUGGAGACUGGGAUUCAUUCCUGGGUUGGUGAUUCAAGCUGAAGAGACACUACUGUGCUGGUGACUCUUGCUGAAGGAACUCUCUGGCUUCAGUGACUCUCACUGGAGACACAACAUUCUUGCAUUGGUGACACUCUUUCUGGAGAGCUACUACUCUGGGGUCUCUUGCUGAAGAGAUCCUCACAGACUUCUGGCUGGUGUGUGAUUAGAAAUCUGUUACCCUAAAAACUAUAUUUCCUGGGAGCCCACUGACUUCCUGUCAUUAUAUACUUCCUGUAGAUAGAGGAUAUUAGGCAGUGGGGUUGCUGGUCCCCGCCUUUCUUUACUUCCUUUAGGCAACUAUGGUGGUAAGUGGGGAUUUUGAACAGGCUGAUUAGCCAUGGGUAUGUGGUUUUUAUUUUGUUACCUUUUUAUUCUUUUACUUAAUGAAUAUCUUAAGAUACAAUAUUUUUAUUAUUUGAGAUUAAUUUUAUUUUUUACACUGGAGAUUAGAACCCUAUUGGGGUUGAGCUUCAAUUUCAUAGGAACAGCAUUCAGGGUGGUAGGCUAGACAAUUCUCUAUCUUCUUCCUACAUUUCCCUCUCUUUACUAUCUCUUCUUUGAUUAAACUAAAUUGUUGGCAGCCUUUUAUUUAUUAAAAUUUGGUGACCCCUUGAAACUAUUACAAGGACAAGAACAAUAAUACUAAACAGGAAAAAAAAUUGAACUGGAAGCAAAAAUAAAGAUCAGAGUAUGUGCAUAAUGGUGGUUGGUGGUCUUGGGAAGUGAGGUCACAGAAAAAUGGAGAGAGCAAGAGAAACAGAGAGACAGAGACAGAGAGAGCGAGAGAGUGAGAGAGAGAGAGAGAGAGAGAGAGAGAGAGAGAGAGAGAGAGAGAGAGAGAGAGAGAGAGAGAGAGAAGGAAAGCAAAGAGGAAGAAAAGGCAGAAAAAGAAGUAUAACAGUGUAAAUCCUAAUGAGCAAGGGGAGAAGAGAGAAAGACUCUAAGGUAAAAAAGAGAAAAGGGAUCUGCUCUCAUUUCCUAAAGGAAAAAUUCUGUACAGAAAGAGAUAAAAAUAACAGCAUAGGAGGAGAAAAUAAAACUAAGACAUAUACCAAUUUUAGAGAAGAGAGCAAAACAGAAGUGAAGACAACAAAUAAUAAAAAAAUAAAAAAAAAGAGAUACUAUAUGUAAUGUGUAUGUUCUGAAAUCAUUCCUUCAGGGCUAGGUAUGCUAUAUUACCCCUCAAGCCUUUACAGUACCUAGAAGGAUGAAAAUGUCUCUUCUUUGUGCUAUAAAAUUAGUACCCAUUGGAUGUUUUCCUUGUUUGUUACAAGGCCAGUGACUAGUAUUCCAGUUCUAUUUAAUCUCUUAACACUUCAAAGAUAGAGCAAAAUACUAUAUAGCAAUAUAUAAAGUAUGUUAUAUAUUGUGUAUGCAUGCAUAUGAAUAUAUUAUAUAAUGCUCAUAUACAUUUGAAGAUACACAUAUGAAUAGACACAUAUACAAAUACCCAAGAUAUUAACGAGCAAUAUGCAAACUCUCCAGUAUUGUGGUGGCAUAAUUCCCUCCAACACAUUGAUCUUUGGGAAGGAUUAAAGUCAUAACAAUUCAUUUCCUUCAUAGCCUUAGUUCUAUCAAGGUCAUGUCUAGCUACACUAUGAUUUCUGAGUUCUCCACUAGGCUGGAAUCAGAGUGAUGACAAUGAACAAUAUAAGUAAGGAGUCAUUAGGAAGAGGGAAGUUAGAAUGAUAAAAAAUUUAUGUCAGUUGAAGGAAUUUUGAAGUUUAUAUUUUAGAUUUUUGAUUUACCUCUCCAUGGAGAUAGGAAUAUUUCCUAUCUCCACGUACCAUUACUAAUUAUUAUUUUCAUUGCAUUGUUAUAUGAGAAGGGUGCAUUUAUUAUUUCUGCUUUUUUGAACUUGUUUGCAAUGUUUUUAUGCCCUAAUACAUGGUCAAUUUUUGUGAAUGUACCAUGAGCUGCUGAAAAGAAGGUGUAUUCCUUUUUGUCUCUAUUUAUUUUUCUCCACAUACUUACUAACUCUAAUUUUUCUAAGAUUUGAUUCACUUCUCUUACCUCUUUAUUAUUUAUUUUUUGGUUUGAUUUAUCUAGUUCAGAUAGAGGAAGGUUCAGGUCUCCCACGAGUAUAGAUUUUCUAUCUAUUUCAUUCUUGAGCUCCACUAGUUUCUCCUUUAGAAAUUUGGAUCCUAUGCCAUUUGGUGCAUACAUGUUGAGUACUGAUAUUUCCUUAUUGUCUAUACUGCCUUUUAUCAGGAUGUAAUCACCUUCUCUAUCUCUUUUUACUAGAUUUAUUUUUACUUUGGCUUUGUCAGAUAUCAGGAUUGUGACUCCUGCCUUCUUUUAAUCAGUUGAUGCCCAAUAGAUUUGGUUCCAUCCUCUUUCACCCUAUGCAUAUCUACCUUCCUCAUGUGUGUUUCUUGUAGACAGCAUAUGUUAGGGUUUUGGAUUCUAAUCCACUCUGUUAUUCACUUGCAUUUUAUGGGUGAGAUCAUUCCAUUCAUAUUCAGAGUUAUGAUUACCAGCUGUGUAUUUCUCAGCAUUUUGAUUUCUACUCCUGGUCCUGCCUUUUCUUCUUUCACUAUUUCCUCCUAAACCAAUGUUUGUUUUUAAUCAGUUCCCCUAGUUCCCAUUCUUAUUUUACUUCCCUUUCUAUCCCCCUUCCUUCUAUUCCCCCCCUUAUUUUCCCUGCAGUCUUUCUAAAACUACCCCCACCUUCUCCCUCCCUUGUACUUAUUCCCUCCCCACCAGUCCAUUUGUUUCCCUUCUACUACCCUUUAGGGUGCAAAUCUAUUCGCUGUCCCAAUGGAUUGGAUUGUUUUUCCCUCUUUGGGUUAAUUUCAAUGCACGUAAGAGUUGAGUAUUUCCUUUCUCCAACCUUUUUACCAUUCCAGUGUAUUGAUGUUCUUCCCCCUCCCACCAUGAGCUUCUUUGUAACAUAUAAAUUUACCCCCUUUUGUUUCUUUUCCCAUUUCUUUUAGU